GCCCCGUAAGAAUCGCGGCACCAGCUGUUGCAAGGCCCAAGAGGCACAUCCUGGGAAGAAAAAAUGCGUUGGGGAUUCCUGUGUCAAUUUCUGUGGCUUUGGGCCUGUCUGUCCUGCACCCAAGCUGUGCCCAUCCAAAGAGUUCAAGAUGACACCAAAACCCUCAUCAAGACAAUUAUCACCCGGAUCAAUAAUCUGUCACAUACGCAGUCGGUCUCCCCCAAACAAAGGAUCACCGGUUUGGACUUCAUUCCCGAGUUCCACUCUGACCUGAGCUUUUCCAAGAUGGACGAGAUACUGGCGAUCUACCAACAGAUUGUCCUCAGUCUGCCUUCCGGAAACAUGAUCCAAAUAUCCAACGACCUGGAGAACCUCCGGGCCCUUCUUCACCUGCUGGCCGCCUCUAAGAGCUGCCACUUGCCCUGGGCCAGUGGUCUGGAGACCUUGGCAAACCUGGGGGGUGUCCUGGAAGCUUCGCUCUACUCCACGGAGGUGGUGGCUCUGAGCAGGCUGCAGGGGUCUCUGCAGGACAUGCUGCAGCAGCUGGACCUCGGGCCUGCAUGCUGAGGCCUUGAAGGUCGCUUUUCCCCCAAGGACCACAUUGAGGGAAGGAACCAGCUGUCUCCAGGAAAAAAGAGCAUUGCAUGGACACCCCUUAUCCAGAACUCUGCCCGUUUCUCUGACUCUUCUAAACCACCCUUCCAAAGGCAUAAGACCCUAAGCCUCCAUUUGCUUGAAACCAAAGAUACAUACACAGGAUCCUACUCUUACCAGGAAGGAGGUCUGCCCAGCAAAGAGUGGACUGCAUCUGGGACUCCCACCAAGGGCUUCAGCCAUCAAAAAGAGUUGUCUUGCCCCCUCUUGGUCCAUCUCCCUCUCACUGCAUGCUUCAAUGUGACCAGAGGUGAUUUCAGAGGGGACGGGGGGCGGGCAGAGCCUUUGGAUGGCUAGAGCAAGGUUCCCUCUGAGAAUUCCAAGGAACUCCGUGAAGGUCCCAUCCACACACAGCAGGAACUCCAAGCAACACAAGCUGGAAGCACUUAUUUAUUCUACAUUUUAUUCUGGAUGAAUUUGAAGCAAAGCAUCAAAUUUUUGGUAAUUUUGGCCUUGCUUGGGUGAGCCAAUCACAAGAAGUAAAAUUUGGCAUGCAAGCCCCACAUAGGAACACUGCCAUGUAGUAAAUCCAGAAUGGGAUCAGCCCUGGACCAUUCAGAGGGUCACACUAAGGACCCCUCCUCUGAAGAUCACAGUCUCCAGUGUGGGACCAUCACUCCCUGAUAGGAAAGCCUACUCUCUAGCAGUCAGAGAAAGCCAGAGCUCACCACUGCCCCAACAAACAGCCUUCAACUUCAUCACUUCCCUCUAGGGGCACCUGGCCAGGCCUCACACACACACCCUCCACUGCCAAAAGAGCUGUUUUCAUGAAAAAAAUCCCAAAAAUUUUGGGGGGGUUUUACUCCAGUGGUAAAGAAAACUCCUUUAUCAGGUGGUCCUGAGACCUGACAAGCACCACUAGGUACCCACCUUGGCACACAGAUAAGUGAGGUUUGACUACUGGGAAUGCAAGGUCCCUGAGGGCAGGCCACCAGGAUGGUCCUUCCCGCUGGAGGUUACGUUCAGGAAGAUGAACGGGGAGGCUUGGGGUUUGCCACCAUCCUGCUGCUGUGUUUUUGCCAUUGCACAGCGGGUGGUGGAUCUGUCCGAGGAAACUUGAAUCAAAGCAAUUAACUUAAGACUCAGCACCUGCUUCAUGCUCAGCCCUGACUGGGGUUAUGGGCUGGAGAAGCUUACCAAAUAAACAUUAAGAUUCAGUCCUGCUCCAGACCUUGCAUUCCCAGCGGUCAAACUGCACUCACUUUUGUUCCAAGGCGGGCAAUUUACCACGACAGCCAAACAGCCGAACGCAUAGUGCAGUCAGCAGCAGGUGGGAAAUGGUGCGAGCGGAGGGCGGCCGCACCCAGGGGCCCACAGGGAAGCCUGCUUGCACGUUGCAGCAUGUUGGCUUUUCAGGGCACGUUAGCAUCUACUAUUGCAUAGUCACAAGAGAACUGGGAAUUUAAAAUAAGAAAUACUUAAGACCACAGCAACCGACAAGCGGCAGGACCAGGACUCCAACCCGGGUCCUCCGACUCCCCAGAAGCAGGUAGUGCUCUCUAGAGAGGGACUGGGGCGGGGAGACCGAGUACUUCCUGGAAAAGAGGAAUUUUGAGGUAGAGUUUAAAGGAGGUGAGGGAUGGGAAUUGCCUGCAGAGAGAAGGCUGUUUUGCUGGAAGGUUUCUUGUGUGGAGAUGCAGAGGUGAAGGUGUGAGCAGUGAGUUACAGCGAGAGACAGAGAAAGAAGAGAUGGGAGGGAAAGGGCCAUGUUGAAGGGACCUUGAAGGGUAAAGAAGUUGGAUAUUAAAGGAGUUCAGAGUCGCAGUCCUAGAGCAGCUGGUGCUGUGGCCAGGGUCAGAGCUACUCUGGAAAACGUGACCCAGAUCAUCACAACUACCUAAUCAGGCUGGGGUGUCUUAAGCCUUUUGCUCACAAAACCUGGAACAAUGGCUAAUUCCCGGAGUGGGAAACUUCCCAUGUUUUUGCAACUUAAAAAAAAAAAAAAAAAAAAAAAAAAAGAAAGAAAGAAAA
Saimiri boliviensis boliviensis (Bolivian squirrel monkey) is the source of this 2625-nucleotide messenger RNA. It is a transcript of the gene LEP, whose product is annotated as leptin. Gene Ontology annotation, biological process: positive regulation of phosphatidylinositol 3-kinase/protein kinase B signal transduction; energy reserve metabolic process; positive regulation of TOR signaling. The record is from RefSeq and is a predicted model, not a curated record. Gene Ontology annotation, molecular function: hormone activity; peptide hormone receptor binding. Gene Ontology annotation, cellular component: extracellular region. NCBI's taxonomy places the organism in Eukaryota, Metazoa, Chordata, Mammalia, Primates, Cebidae.